AGUUUGCGCCACCGGUAUCGAUCGUUCGAUCUGACCGGACCGGUUAUAUGGAGGAUUCUGAGGGCAUCGUGACUCUUGUUGUUGACCCUGGUUUUAUCUAACCUAAUACGGUUAGGCGUUGUUUUAUGCAGGAAAAGUGAAGAUUUUUUAUCGGUAUGUUACUAAGAUGACGUUACCAACGGUUUCAAGCGCGCCUUCUUCACCUACUUCUUCAUUUGCCUCAACACCAUCUAGAAGCCAAGAUAACCAGCCAGUUGGCUUCCCAGAUUAUUCUCUUUGGACUUCUGAACGGUGGGCAAGGUAUCCAGGUCUUCUAAAUGGCCACGAUUCCAAAGCAGAGCGCAAAUGGUGGUGGAAACACGGUUAUCGACUAAAAGACCCUAAAGGUCCACAUCAAGGUUGGCCUGUGGAAGCUGCAGCAUUAUUAUGAUAAGCUGACGGAUCUGGCGUACGCCGCUGCCGUGAUCUUCAACCCGACUAUGAAAAUGAGUGGGUUGCAAGCCAUUUUUGAUGCUGAACCUAUACGCCAAGAGCUGAGUUGAUGUCAGGUUACGGCCUGGACCGAAGGCGAUAGUACAGAGUGAAGGAGAGAAAUAGGCGUGUCCCCCUGGUGGUCACCUGGUGGUCACUGGUGGUCACUUGGUGAUGGCAGGUAGGGGUGUCCACAGUAGU
Molecule: messenger RNA, 672 nt
Organism: Pseudomassariella vexata
Lineage: Eukaryota; Fungi; Ascomycota; Sordariomycetes; Amphisphaeriales; Pseudomassariaceae
Exons: 2
Coding region: 167-430 (87 amino acids)
Source: RefSeq, a predicted model, not a curated record